AUGACGAUGCAGUGGCCACGCAGAUAUGAUCAUGUCGACAGAAUCCUCGACAAGCCCGGGCCCUCCACUGACGACGCCUUUCAGGCAGGAGCUGCCGUGAAGGACUUCUUGCGCACCCAAUGCAAGAUCCUGGUCAUCGGUGCCGGUGGUCUCGGCUGCGAGAUCCUCUCCAACCUCGCACUCAGCGGCUUCCAUCACAUUCAUAUAAUCGACAUGGACACCAUCGAUGUAUCCAAUCUGAAUCGCCAGUUCCUAUUCCGCGAAAAGGACGUCGGCCGUUCCAAGGCCCAAGUCGCAGCAGAUUUCGUACAGCGUCGAGUCCCCGGCGUACGCAUUACACCUUAUCACGGUAAGAUCCAGGACAAAGAUGAGGAAUACUACAAGCAAUUCAACAUCAUCAUUUGUGGUCUCGAUUCAGUCGAAGCCAGAAGAUGGAUCAAUGCCACCCUCGUCAACAUGGUCGAUGAUGACGAUCCAGAGUCCCUGAAACCGCUCAUCGAUGGCGGCACCGAGGGCUUUAAGGGUCAAGCCAGGGUCAUUCUCCCCACCAUCACCUCCUGUUACGAGUGCAGUCUAGACAUGCUCAACAAGCAGACCACCUAUCCCAUCUGCACCAUUGCCAACACGCCUCGCUUGCCCGAACACUGCAUCGAGUGGGCCAGCGUGCUCGAAUGGCCGCGUGUCUUCGGCGAUAAGAAGCUCGACAAUGACAACCCGGAUCAUAUCUCCUGGCUCUUUAACCAGGCAUCUACUCGUGCCGCCUCGUUUGGAAUCACUGGUGUCACAUGGAACCUCACUCAAGGCGUUGUCAAAAAUAUCAUCCCUGCCAUCGCCUCGACGAACGCCAUCAUCGCCGCCGCAUGCGUCCUCGAAGCUUUCAAAUUUGCCACCACUUCCGCGCCCUACCUUAAUAACUACAUGAUGUUCACCGGCAACGACAGCGUCUACACCUAUACUUUCGAACACGAAAAGCGGCCCGACUGUCCUGUCUGCGGCGGCGAGGCUCGCACCAUGACGUUCAGCAAGGACGACCCCGUCGAGCGUCUCAUCGAGCAACUCGGCGAGCUGGCUGACCUGCAGAUCAAGAAACCCUCGUUGUCAUUAGCAGGAAGACCGUUGUACUUCCAAGCACCGCCGCAGCUCGAAGAGGCCACUCGGCCUAACUUGGACAAAAGGCUUUCUGAGGUAUGCAAGGAAGGCGACGAGAUCACAGUCACCGAUGCUCGGUUGCCGUUUACUUUGGGUGUCAUUGUCAACUUUAGCUGA
Molecule: messenger RNA, 1266 nt
Organism: Sporisorium graminicola
Lineage: Eukaryota; Fungi; Basidiomycota; Ustilaginomycetes; Ustilaginales; Ustilaginaceae
Exons: 1
Coding region: 1-1266 (421 amino acids)
Biological process (GO): protein neddylation
Cellular component (GO): nucleus; cytoplasm
Molecular function (GO): NEDD8 activating enzyme activity
Source: RefSeq, a predicted model, not a curated record